AAGACAACCAACCUACCUCAGACGAAGAUACAACCUCUGAAAACUCUGAGUCUGACCAACUUUUUGCUGAAGCUAAAUUACGCUUAUAUAGAAAGGAAAAAUUAAACCAAGUUCACGCUCAGGUCACUCAAGAACUUGUCCAGAGACGAUUACAAGAAGUUCAAUUGAGAUUAGCUACAUCAUCACAAUUACCCUCAUUAGAAAUCUCAACCCCAUUCGAAUUUAAAUCUACUCAAGAAACCCCCCAGGCUUUUAAUUAUAACGAGGAAGAAGAGCAUAACCCUGCACAUAUUUUUCCUGAAGAAAAUUAUAGUGAGGAAACUCCCGAAACUCAACUCCAAUUACUACAUCACCGUGAGCCUCAGCAACUGCAGCAACCGUACGAAGAACCUUCAACCCUAACUUAUUUUCCUACUACUCAAACCCCCGUCCGAAACCUUCCACAAGUAACCUACUCACAAGGAGAAACUUUUGCUGAAAGCAGUAGAACUUCAUCACAACCCACUAAACCCCAGCAAUUUAUUAUACCUCUUAGUGAAGAUGACGAAGACGCCACCUCAGAAGAGACCCAAGUAAUAAAUUCUGAAUUUACCCAUGAACUAGCAAAUCUAGAGGAAGAAGCAGCAAGUGUACUUGCUACUCUAGCUAAUUAUUUUGGAAAUCUCAGACCAACCCAACCAGAAACUCAAAACUUACCUGAAAACCUUCCCCAGAGAACCACUGAUUUUCCGCGAACUCAAGAAGAAAUCGAAUCCAUCUAUCCCCAAGACGAAGCCUUUCCAGAGAUCCAACUUGCCAAAAAUAACCUUGAGAAUAACAAUAAUAAUAUUUUAAAUUUUAAUAAUUUAUUUAAUUUUGAGAAUCAAGAAAAUAAUAACUUACCUGGUCUCAAUUUGUUUAACACCGAUCCUACCUUCAAAGAUCUUGAAAAUAUAGAUCAAGCUCAAUUUAAUACACUAGUACAAGCUUUAACUGGGCUUACUGCUCAACUGAAUAAUAAUACACCUGCUCCUGCUCCUACAUUACCUGUAACUAUUCCACUUUUCUAUGGCCGUCUAUAUGAAAAUGUUAAUUCAUGA
Dentiscutata erythropus is the source of this 1079-nucleotide messenger RNA. Lineage: Eukaryota; Fungi; Glomeromycota; Glomeromycetes; Diversisporales; Gigasporaceae. The record is from the annotation of a GenBank genome assembly.